Sodiomyces alkalinus F11 is the source of this 1826-nucleotide messenger RNA. RefSeq names its product NADH:flavin oxidoreductase/NADH oxidase. Gene Ontology annotation, molecular function: NADPH dehydrogenase activity; NADP binding; FMN binding. NCBI's taxonomy places the organism in Eukaryota, Fungi, Ascomycota, Sordariomycetes, Glomerellales, Plectosphaerellaceae. The coding region runs from base 295 to 1596 and encodes 433 amino acids. Gene Ontology annotation, cellular component: intracellular anatomical structure. The record is from RefSeq and is a predicted model, not a curated record. The transcript has a single exon.
GCUACGAUUUCGCAGCCAUCAGAAAUACCUAACAACGUAUUUUGAACAUGUCGAUUUUGCGUCGCAGAUGGAUCUGAGGGGAGGAACAUGAUCAGUAAAGGGUGUCGACCACUCGAUGGGUCUCGGAAAGCUGAUAAAUCCCGACGUGGCUCUGAUUAAGCAUCCCCCACUUCGUCUCGGUUCUUCUUAUUUCUUUGGCUCCUCCCGUUGUUCUUCCAGCUGUUCCGAGCGUUUCAUUUGUGACCGCAAUAUCACAUCACCUCAGAUAUAAAGCGCUCGAAUAUCAGAUCCAAGAUGGUUGGUACAGCCACCAAAGCGACCCAGGGCAUCCCCUAUUUCACCCCAGCGCAGGAGCCGCCGGCCGGAACGCCAACCGAUGUGGCCACAGCGCCGACUCUGUUCCAACCACUUCGCAUCCGCGAUGUCGAGCUUGCCAACCGCCUAGCAGUCUCGCCCAUGUGCAUGUACUCAGCGCAAGACGGUCAUCUCACGGACUUCCACCUCGUCCACCUCGGCCAGUUCGCGCUGAGGGGCGCGGGGCUGACCAUCGUCGAGGCCACCGCCGUGGAGCCCCGCGGCCGCAUCUCCCCCGAGGACUCCGGGCUAUGGUCCGACAGCCAGAUAGAGCCCCUGAAGAGGGUCGUUGAUUUCGUGCACGCCCAGAACCACAAGAUCGGCAUACAGCUCGCCCAUGCCGGCCGGAAGGCUUCCACCCUCGCACUGUGGCACCUCAAACCGGGCACCCGCUGCCUGGCCACCGCCGACCAGGGUGGUUGGCCUGACGAUGUCGUCGCGCCCUCCGCCAUCCCCUUCGCCGCGGAAGGAGGCUGGCCCGAGCCGCGGGCCCUGACGCUCGACGAGGUCGAAGGGGUUGUGCGCGCUUUCGCCGACGCCGCGCGCCGCGCUGUCGCUGCGGGAAUCGACGUCGUCGAGAUCCACGCCGCUCACGGGUACCUCCUAACCGAGUUCCUGUCGCCGUUGACGAACCGGCGCACUGACCGCUACGGCGGGAGCUUCGAGAACCGCAUCCGGCUUGCCGUUGAGGUCAUACGGGCCGUGCGCGCCGUUAUCCCGGCUGGCAUGCCGCUCUUCGUCCGCAUUUCGGCUACCGAGUGGAUGGAGCACGGGCACGAGACGGGCCAGCGGUCCUGGGACCUGGAGGAGUCGAUUCGGUUCGCUAAGCGCCUCCCGGAGCUUGGUGUCGAUCUGCUCGAUGUGUCCUCUGGGGGGAACCAGCCUGACCAGCGCAUCGAGGUACAUCCUUACUACCAGGUCUCCCUUGCCGGCAAAAUCCGCGACGCCUUGCGCGCCGAGGGGAAGGAUAUGCUCAUUGGAGCGGUGGGGAUGAUCAGCGAGGCCGAGAUGGCGCGCAGCAUCGUCCAGGUCGGGGAGGGGGUCAAGGGGGAGGAAAAGAAGGACCGCGAGACCGUCGAGGUGGACGAGGAGCACGGCCAGAAAACGCAGGCGGAUUUGGUCUUUGUGGGACGCCAGUUCUUGCGGGAACCCAAUUUUGUUCUGAAGAUUGCGGAGGUGUUGGGCGUGCCUGUCAAGUGGCCCAACCAGUACCUCUACGGAGCUCCCAGGCGAAAGCUUUAAGGGGGGAAGAAAGGGGAGAACAUAGAGAAUCAGGGGGGAAAGAUAAUGGAACAAAAGAAGACGGAGUGGAAGCGAUUUGGGAAGUCAUGACAUACAUGACAGAAGAGAAGAGAAGACAUGGAGAGGACUAGAGCAAAGGAGCCAUGAUCACGACGUGAUAGAGGUUAGACGUGAGGACGGCAGGACUGACAUGUAAUAAAGCUCAUAAUAACGAGGGUAUCAUGACGGGG